GAAUACCCUUUGCUAAAGCCAUUGUGUUGAUGAACUUUUAACCUUUUGAACUUUGACCUUGACGUUGAUUAUUUUAGGGGGCGGGGCUGAUUGUUGGAAACAAAAUGGAAUCUACCACUGCACACCUUCUGGGCCUCAAAGUGAUGAGGCUGACCAAACCCUCACUGGCCACCACAGUGCCUGUGCUGGGGGAGAAAUGGGACAUGUUAGGCAAGUCCUUGGAGACACAGUUCAUAUCUGACCUCCGAACUCCUGCGGCCACGCCCAACUUCUCCACAGGGGAAGUGUUAGCAUUGCCACAAAGCUUUGGGAUGAUAUUCCUCGGAGAAACGUUCAGUGGCUUCGUGACUGCACACAACGAUAGUCAGGAAUUGGUCAAGGAGGUGGUGCUUAGGGUUGAACUCAUGACCCCGUCACAGCGUCUGAAUCUAUUGACCACACCCACUAUCGGACAGAUUGACGGAGGUGCGUGUGAGGAGAGGAUCAUCACUCACGAGGUGAAGGAACUAGGGGAACACUCACUCGUAUGCUCGGCCAACUACACUGUUACAACAUCAGGGGAGGAGCUAUAUCUCAGAAAGUUCUUCAAGUUCAACGUCCACAAGCCUUUAGAUGUGAAGACCAAGUUCCACUGUAGCAGUGAGGACGAGGUCUUGUUGGAGGUCCAGCUGCAGAACAUCACUCCCUCCCCCAUGUUCCUGGAACUGGUCAGCUUUGACCCAACCUCCAACUUCCAAGCCAAGGAUCUCAACAUCAUCAUCAACAAGGAGACAGAAUCUGAAGAGUCGGUGUUUGGGUGUGAGAACUACCUGGUCCCUCGCAACACUCGUCAGUACCUCUACCGAAUCUCACCACUCUCUAGCGUGCAGACUCCAGGCAAGCGUGCUAACGUGAGUGUGGGAAAGAUGGAUAUUGUGUGGAGGUCAAAGUUUGGAGACAGGGGUCGUAUACAAACAGGGCAACUGAAGGCGACUGUACCUCCAUUGCCUGAGCUGGCGUGUGUGUUGGUGGAGUCCCCGGGUAUUGCCCGCCUAGAGCAGCCGGUAAAGGUCACCUGUCAGAUUACAAAUAAUACCAAUCGACCAAUGAGAUUGCUGUCGCAGUUGGAGAGGCCUCCUGGAUCUGGGAUUUUAUUCAGUGGAAAUACUGGAAAGGUCCACAGCGAGUUGCCUAGCAACGGCUCUAUGGAGUUGAAGUUGACCUUGAUACCCAUUACCCCAGGUCUUCAAGUGAUUGGUCCAGUCUCGUUUCUUGAUCUGCUCUCGUCACAAAAGAAGUAUCAGUUUCCAAGCCUUGGACAGCUGUUUGUAGAACAAUCCUCAACUGUCACUAUUUAGUAUGUAUUUGUAUUGUGUGCCCUGCAUGUUGUUUUGUUACUAUUUGACAUGAACAUGUAUGACAGUGGACCGAACACA
Messenger RNA from Halichondria panicea, 1415 nucleotides. RefSeq names its product trafficking protein particle complex subunit 13-like. Gene Ontology annotation, cellular component: TRAPPIII protein complex. Lineage: Eukaryota; Metazoa; Porifera; Demospongiae; Suberitida; Halichondriidae. The transcript has 12 exons. The coding region runs from base 105 to 1337 and encodes 410 amino acids. The record is from RefSeq and is a predicted model, not a curated record.